Messenger RNA from Rhodamnia argentea, 541 nucleotides. RefSeq names its product zinc finger protein 2-like. Gene Ontology annotation, biological process: negative regulation of abscisic acid-activated signaling pathway. The record is from RefSeq and is a predicted model, not a curated record. NCBI's taxonomy places the organism in Eukaryota, Viridiplantae, Streptophyta, Magnoliopsida, Myrtales, Myrtaceae. The coding region runs from base 35 to 541 and encodes 168 amino acids. The transcript has a single exon.
GAGAAGUAGUCGUUAGAAUCCACUGGAGAAAUCAAUGGCGGACUCCUACAACUUCUACGACUUCCUUAGCCACACAUCUCCUUCCUCCAAGCCAGCUUCGAAACACACCGGCCACCACCACUCCAACCCCAAGCUGCCAAUGCACCAACACCCCGUCAGUUACCCUCCUCCUCCGCCAUCCCAGCCCCCUUCUCCGCCUUCGCAGCCGCCGAGGGUCUUCUCGUGCCUAUACUGCUCGCGCAAGUUCGUCACCUCCCAGGCCCUGGGCGGCCACCAGAACGCCCACAAGAGAGAGCGCGCCGCCGCCCGCGGCCACCAGCCGCUCCUCGUUGACGUCGUGCCGGGCCGCGGAAUGCCGCCGCCAGCGCUUCUCCCAACGCCUCCUCAGCCCGCAUGGCUCGACCCUCUUCAGACAGUCCACGGCCACAGCCCGGUUCUCCACGGGUUCGUGGAGAUGAGCUCCCCAAUGGACUAUGGCGGCGAGGAUGACGACGACGUUGAUGACGACAGAGUAAACCUCGACCUCUCUCUGCAUCUAUAG